Molecule: messenger RNA, 1007 nt
Organism: Acyrthosiphon pisum (pea aphid)
Lineage: Eukaryota; Metazoa; Arthropoda; Insecta; Hemiptera; Aphididae
Product: putative bolA-like protein K11H12.1
Exons: 2
Coding region: 430-756 (108 amino acids)
Cellular component (GO): mitochondrion
Source: RefSeq, a predicted model, not a curated record
GAGUCUGGACUCUGAUAGCUUCGGCUUCUAUAGUUAUAUGGCCACUUAAAAUGUUUUAUCGAAAUAUUGUAAAUUACGCAUUUACGCGUCCUAUGAGCUAUGGCCCUAAAGUAAUUCCAUAGAACAAUAUUAUUACCGACCAAAAAUUAUAGACCGUAUAAUCUAUAACCACAAAACCCAUGAUUAUAUUUGCGGGUUUAUACCCGCUAACCAGUAAAUGUUUACACUUUAUUAUCGUUUAUCACGAUUCACAUCUUAGCAGUUGUUGUAAGUAGUUCACGAGACGAAUUCUUAAACUUUAGUACUUUAGGGGACUUUACCCAUGACUUUAAAAUAAUAUGAGCGCUGCAACAUAAUAAAUUGUUGACGAAAGACAUUCUUCUGAAUAUAAUUUUCUAAAUUCUAAUCACUAGACCCAAGUUUAGCAUUAUGAUGUCGACGGCAUCCAAGUGCGUUGAAAAUUGUAUCCGAACGAAAUUGCAAAACCGGUUCAAUCCAAAAGUGUUGCAACUCAUCAACGAGUCGCACAUGCACAAUGUACCAAAAGACUCGGAAACGCAUUUCAAAGUCGUUAUUGUAUCCGAUGAAUUCGAAGGCAUGCCCUUGAUUAAGAGACACCGUUUGGUAAACACGAUACUGACGGAUGAGCUCAAGUCCGGCGUACACGCUUUGUCUAUAGUGGCCAAAGCUCCGGCCCAGUGGAAAGACGAACCGGUCGAAAGUAGUCCCAAUUGCCGAGGUGGUUUUGGAAAGUGAACUUUGUGAGCAAUAUGGUUCCGAGAGAAAUGUCCCGACCUAUUACCAACCGUCGUAGAUCAAUGAUUUAUUUUAUAAUAAUUUAUAAUCGUAUUGUGCAUAAUAUUACACCUACAAAAAAUUGUCAGUUCGUUUAAAAAUACAUUAAACAUUUAAAAGCAAAUGUCAAUAAUGUGAUCACAUAAUAUAUUAAUGUUUAAAUAAUUAUUCAUUGAGUAACAUUAAAUAGAUAUGUUUUUACAAAGAUAAUA